CCACGACCACUGCGGCGCUUUCGUUCUGCCAGAGUUGAUAUUAUUCUUAUGAGCUAGCUGAUACUACUGGAACAAAAGUCCAAGGAUGGGUGUCAAGUCACUUUGGAGCCUUGUCGAGCCCGUGGGGCGGCCUGUCCCGCUCGAGACGGUCGAGGGCAAGGCGAUGGCGAUCGACUCGAGCAUCUGGAUCUACCAGUUCCAGGCGACGAUGCGCGACCGGGACGGGCGCGGGCUCGUGAACGCGCAUGUGCUUGGGUUCCUGCGGCGGAUAUGCAAGUUGCUGUUUUAUGGCGUGAGGCCUGUGUUUGUGUUUGAUGGGGGGGCGCCGGCGAUGAAGAGGGGUACGAUUAUGGAGAGGAAGAGGAAGAAGAGCGGUGCUGCUGCGAGUCAUGCCAAGGUUGCUGAGCGGCUGCUUGCGGCGCAUAUGAGGAGGGAGGCGUUGGCGCAUGCGCGACCGCCGCCCGCGAAGGGAAAGAGUAAAGUGCCUACUGAGCCUGCACGUCUGGACGAGACCGCGGUCUAUCUGGAAGACCUGGAGGGCGACGGCCCGCCUCGCACACCGGCGAAGCCGCCUCCGCCAAAGGACGACGCGGCCUCUCCGCCCUCGUCCAAGAAGAACCGCUUCCACGACUACGACCCCUACCGCCUUCCCGACGUCGACCUCUCCGCGCGCAUCGCGGACAAAGCCCGGGCAGGCGGCGGCGCGCCCGACCCGCGCCUCGCGACCGAGGACGAGCUGCGCGCGUUCAUCGAGGAGAUGCGGCCGGAGGACAUCGACGUGGCGUCGCCCGCGUUCCGCGAGCUGCCGACGGAGGUGCAGUACGAGAUCGUGGGCGACCUGCGGCUGCGCUCGCGGCAGACGUCGCACGCGCGCCUGCAGGCGAUGCUGCGCGGCGCGCCGACGCCGCUCGAUUUCUCGCGCGCGCAGAUUAUGGGGCUGAAGCAGCGGAACGCGCUCACGCAGCAGCUGCUCGAGACGACGGACAGUAUUGGGAACGCGCAUGUGACGAUUCCGGUGAGGAUUGCGAGUGAAAGGAAUAGGGAGUAUGUGCUUGUGAAGAAUGAGGGCGCCGAGGGCGGGUGGGUGUUGGGGAUCCGCGACGAGGGGAGUUCGAGUGCGAAGCCGAUUGAGAUUGAUCAGGAUGAGAAGGUGGCGGUGGGCGGGGACGAGGACGAGGAUGAGGAUAUGGAGCUCGAGGAGGUCCCAAUUCCAGGAUCGGCCGCGAUGCACCCCAACCUGCGUGAAUACCAACAGACUAUGGCGCUCUCUGCGAUCGGCAAGCGGGCGCCCACGCAGCCUGUGAAGCCGGUACAGAGGAAGAACAGGCAGCGGUUCUUGUUCGACCUCGACGACGACGAGCUGCCAGCGUAUCAUCCUCAGACUCAGGCUCACAAUGUGGAAGACGCCGAAGAGGACGACGCCGACCUUGCCAUGGCUAUUCAGGCUUCUCUAGAUGCUCGCCAUCCGUCGCAUGCGCAAGGACCGUCCCCUUGCUCAGCUUCAGCUCCAGGGGCAUCCGUAUUUGGCACGGCGAGCUCGCUGCUGACAGGCUCUACCGCGCCUGCCGACACGCCCAAGCCGUCUUCGCCUUCCAAACGCGUGGUGCACGAGCUGUCUGAUGAGGAGGAUCUAUAUGCGACUCCUUCUCGUUUGCAGACGGCCCUGUCGAUUGGCGGCGCGGCUCCCUUCCGGAGUACCUCUGGCGAGCAUCAGGGACUCGGACGUCCGGUUUCUCAAUCGCCUCUCGCAGGCGGAAAGCCUGUAUCGCGACCGCCACCUGCGCCUACGCCUCGCCGGUCUCAACACGACGUGGUCGUAUCACAUUCUCCACCGUCGAAAAGUACCGAUGGGAUUUCUGCAAACUCAUUCACGCAAUUUACUGUCCCUGCGCCGGUACAGGUCAAUUCAGACUCGGGCAAUGACGAUAUGGAGGAAGUUUUUCCGCAGCUGCCCCACCCGUCCAACAAACCUGAAACAAAACCUCUUUCUCAGAGCCAGAUCCAAGGUCAUCAUGAUGGCCAGGCGCGCGAAAACAACUUGCCACUUCAAAAUUCGGCGCCCACCAUCAGUGGCCCCAUGCAACCCUCCACCCUCUCUCAGGCUUCCGACUCGGAAGGAUAUAUGGAGGAGGUUGAUCCGUCAGCAUAUGUCGCCCCCUGCCCCGAGCCUAUAGCAGUGGACGAGCAGCCACCCGCGACGAUUGUCGCCGGCCCUGCUUCACACGGCGUGAUCCGCCAUGCUGACGACGGCGCCUCAGAAUCAGAAAACGGGAUAAGCGGACCAGCCGUCGCUGCCGCACGUGGGAUUGAUGUCGCUGAUGGCGCCGGUGCAGUGGACAUUUUGGCGCCGUCAACGUCGAACGAUUCAAUUGAGCAUGGCGCUGUCGCUGCGGAUGAUGAUGAUGAUGAUGUUGACAAUGAUGUGGAUGUGGAUGCUCCGUCGUCACGGCGGGUCCGGGACCGAGGACUCGGAGGGAGCGGUGUCUCUGGGUCUUCUUCUUUUGUUUCCGCUUCUGCUUCUGCUUCUGCUCCUGCUCGGACACGUGCGCAGGACGCUGUAACGCCGCUUGAACGCGUCGCCGACGUUGCGGAAGAGGAAGAGUCGGACUCGGAGUCGCUCGUUAAUUGGCCGCAGUCGCCUCCGGCCAGCGGCCGGGCUGAGCUGGCGCAGGCACAGGACGGCGGGCAUGGUGCGGAAGAGCAGCACCAGGAGCAACAGCAAUUACAGCAGGCGGCGAGUGGAGCUGCCGCCGAAGCCGAGAGCUGGGACGCGGCGCAGGAGAUGGACGCACACGCGGAGGAGGGCGAGUUCGCGCGGUUUAUCUCUGACAUGAGGGGACGCGACAUCGACACUGUGCGGCGCGAGAUCGACGACGAGAUCCGGGUGCUCAAUCAGCAGAAGAAGGCCGCGAUGCGCGACUCUGACGAUAUCACGACGCAGAUGAUCUCUCAGAUUAUGCUCAUGCUCCGCCUUUUCGGUAUUCCGUACAUCACCGCGCCGAUGGAGGCCGAAGCGCAGUGCGCGGAGCUCGUGCAGCUCGGCCUCGUCGAGGGCGUCAUCACGGACGACUCGGACGUCUUUUUAUUCGGCGGCCUGCGCGUGUUCAAGAACAUGUUCAACCAGAGCAAGACCGUCGAGUGUUUCCUGCUCUCCGACCUCGCGCGCGAGCUCGGGCUCGAGCGCGACACGCUCGUGCGCCUCGCGUAUCUGCUCGGGAGCGACUACGUCGAGGGUCUACCCGGUGUGGGCCCCGUGGUGGCGAUGGAGCUGCUCAAGGAGUUUCCCGGCGCGGACGGGCUGCACAAGUUCAGGGACUGGUGGGGCAAGGUGCAGAGUGGACGGGAUAGGGAGGCGGAUAGCCAGAGCAAGUUCCGGAAGCGGUUUAAGAAGAAAUUCAAGGAUCUUUAUUUGCCUCCAGAGUGGCCUAAUCCGCAGGUGCGGGACGCGUAUUACCACCCGACCGUUGAUUCGUCUCGAGAGCCGUUCAAGUGGGGCAUGCCAGACCUUGACGCGUUACGAGAAUUUCUCCGCGAAGAGCUGAGCUGGGGCCAGAAGAAGGUCGACGACCUCCUCCUUCCGAUCAUCCAGAAGAUGAGUCGGCGGAAGCAGUCAACGACCUCGAACAAGCAAGGCAACCUGAACGUCUUCCUCGACGUGUCCUCGGGCACGGGCUCGUACGCGCCGCGCAAGCGCCAGGCGUACGGCAGCAAGCGGCUGCAGCAGGUCGUGUCCGACUUUCGCAAGGAACAGGCGCGCAAGCAGGGCGCCGCUGGUGGCAGGCCGACCAAUGCGACGCCCGGUCCCGCCGGCUCUUCGCGGUCGGGAUCGGCGGCGGCGUUUGAGUUGGGCGGCGAUGGUGAUGAUGUCGUCGGUGGUGAUGACGACGAAAGUGUGGGGGGAGAUGACGCGGAGAAGCCGCCUAAGAAGAAGCGGAGGAAGACUGCUGCUUCGGCUUCGGCUUCGGCUUCUGCGACUUCGAAGGGGAAGGGCAAGGAGAAGGAGAAGAAGGAGACGGCGAUGACGAAGGCGAAGGCUAAACCCAGGCCCAAGCCCAAACCUAGGCAGCGGAAGAACGCUGCUCCCGGUGUGGAAGAUGACGCUGCCGGUGCCGCUGGAACUUCGUUGGCCCGUCGGAAAACCAAGGGCAAGGGCAAAGCAUCGACCGUCGGUAUGAACCCCGACGCAGCAGAUCCAGACGCGGGGUCCGGGAAACGCAGAACCAACGGGCCCCGCUCUCGCCCGCAGGACAGCGAUUCUGAAGAUGAACUCGCGGGAACAGGGGGAUCGGGAAGAGGUACUGGUGUCCGCGACGACAACGACGACGAGUUCAGAGUCUCAGGCAGCGGCGCCGGUGCAAUCCCGUCUCGUCCACUCGAGGUACAGCUGAGGCCUAGAGUUGCGCGUCCCAAACCGAGGCUAGUCAGCGGCACGAAGCGGAAGAAGCGUGCGGGGCUGUACGACUCGAGUUCAAGCGACGGUGCCGGUGCCGACGAUGCGGGCUCGGUGAACUCGGAAGAGGAGGCGGAGAACUCGGACUCAUGAUGAAAACGUAGCGGCACUGACGGGUCGAUGUUGAUGCCUGAUCCUUUGAUCGAGCCGAGGGUAUGUUUCUGCUCGGUGACAGCCGUCUAUGAUACUGAAUACAAGUUCGUUGGAUUACUCAUAGCUCGAUACCGUGCCGAACUUGGUUCUUCUGGCGUAGACUUCCAGUCAGGUCCUUACGGUACUGUACGUAUGUAUACCUGAACGCCGGGUCCUGGAUCACAUUUAAUUGUUAUACUUUUGUAAUUUGUUAUUUGACAAUGAGCAGAGC
Molecule: messenger RNA, 4814 nt
Organism: Coniophora puteana RWD-64-598 SS2
Lineage: Eukaryota; Fungi; Basidiomycota; Agaricomycetes; Boletales; Coniophoraceae
Exons: 10
Coding region: 86-4543 (1485 amino acids)
Biological process (GO): nucleotide-excision repair
Cellular component (GO): nucleus
Molecular function (GO): DNA endonuclease activity; single-stranded DNA binding
Source: RefSeq, a predicted model, not a curated record